ACUCCCUGUAUUAAGGAAAAAAAUUGACUGCCAACAUCCAAACACGUACAAGACAGAGCCCGAAGUCCACCAAGCAAAGACAGCUUUCUCGUACACACCCACCCCCAUUCCCAUAUCAGAACCUCCACGUACCAGGAUGAGCAGGAUGCAAGAUACUCUGGCUCUUGAGAGGAGAAGAGGCCGGCAAAAUUUAUUCACUCAGUCUCUAGGAGAUGCUGAUCGUAAUGUACUAAAUAUUGUUAGAGGUAAAGAGACUCGUGGAAUCUCAAGUGGAGAAUUAAAACGAGUUAGCAAUCUACCGACUAGUCAGUUGAAUAAAACGAUCAAGGCACUCAUUGCUAGUCAACUGAUUAAAGAGGUUCCGAAUGUUAGAAGUACUUAUGGGAAGCAUUAUAUGGGUGUAGAGUAUGAACCAUCAACGGAACUUACAGGAGGGUCUUGGUAUGCCAAUGGGAAGCUUGACCAAGAUUUAAUCAACUUUUUUAGAGGAACAUGCUUGCAGAUAUUACAAAAGAAGUUGAAGGUUGCUACUGCAGAAGGAGUGCAUAGUUUUUUCGCCAAGGCCAAGUUUUACAAGGGAGAUGUUAGCAGGGAGAUGAUUGCAGAGAUUUUGAGGUCAUUGGUUCUGGACAACGAGAUUUUGGAGGUGAAAAGCACUGGCUUGGCAGAGUAUCAUUCUAUUCCUGUUGGAGAAGUUUGUUAUAGAUAUGUGAUAGGUGGAGGAACUGGAGAAGCUUCAAGAACUGGCGUGAUGGUUUCAAUCCCGUGUGGUGUUUGUCCACAAAUUAGGUUAUGCACACCUGAUGGAGUAAUCUCCCCAACCAACUGUGUCUACUAUACAAAAUGGUUAGACUUCUGAUAGAUGCAUGUAUGGUUGUUUAUCCAAUUAAGUUAUUACGACUUUAACUUACCUGCAAAAUGCACUACUACUUAUAUAUGUAUCAAAGUUUUCAAUUGGAAUAUAAAUUUUAUUC
Messenger RNA from Daucus carota subsp. sativus, 974 nucleotides. RefSeq lists its product as uncharacterized. Gene Ontology annotation, biological process: transcription by RNA polymerase III. Gene Ontology annotation, cellular component: RNA polymerase III complex. The record is from RefSeq and is a predicted model, not a curated record. NCBI's taxonomy places the organism in Eukaryota, Viridiplantae, Streptophyta, Magnoliopsida, Apiales, Apiaceae. The transcript has 2 exons. Bases 137 to 859 code for a protein of 240 amino acids.